Molecule: messenger RNA, 1098 nt
Organism: Pisolithus orientalis
Lineage: Eukaryota; Fungi; Basidiomycota; Agaricomycetes; Boletales; Pisolithaceae
Exons: 2
Coding region: 1-1098 (365 amino acids)
Biological process (GO): regulation of transcription by RNA polymerase II
Cellular component (GO): chromatin; histone deacetylase complex
Molecular function (GO): histone H3K9 demethylase activity; chromatin DNA binding; transcription coregulator activity
Source: RefSeq, a predicted model, not a curated record
AUGGUCGAAUCGGACUUGGAAUCAUACGUGCCAUCAGCUGCAGCAGAUGUCCCUUCAGUAUCCCUCCGAUCGAGUAGCGAUAAAAUCCGUAUCCGCCUCAAGGGCCCUCGGCGACCCGAAGGAACCACAGAUGAUAUUCCUUCCACCGAGGGGAAAACAUUCUGCCAUCAGUGCCGGAAUACGACUAAUCGUCCCAAGAUGCGAUGUUCGAACAACGUUCGUGGCGGGGCGUGUGGAAAACGGUUUUGUCAACGGUGUAUUGAGAGACGAUACCCCGACAUCACAUUUGACCGGUUUAGCGGCGGUUUCCUCUGUCCAUACUGCACGAACACAUGCAACUGUUCGACGUGUUCGCGGAAGAGAGGAGAGGAUUUCGUUUCGAUGUCUAACUCAAUCACCGGCCCCCGCAUUCAGCCAACCGUCACCGUCGUACGACGUAGUGCACCAGCCACACCGGCAGGCGGGGAUGCGAGCGCCACUGCAGUGUCAGGGCCUUCUACACAAUCUGCACCGAAUUUCUGGGCACAUGUGUAUGGUUUAGAAGGGGAGCAUCUUGGGUUCGCCUACCGGAAAGAAACGUCCCAUGGACGCGGAUCAUCGAAGAAACGACCUCCAAGGGUCUUCAUAGGACGUGCCCUCGAGUCCUGGAAGGUUCGUUCCGUGCGGAAUCUCGAAUCUAUGCCAGACAAGGUUACCACUUUCAUCGAAAAUUCGGAGAAGCAUGGCAAGGGAAAAGGCAAGGCUACUGACCCUUCGCUACGUUUAUUCAUCGGAAACCGUGCUGCUCUUCACGAACCAUUUGAACCGAUCUUUUCUGCACCAUCAUCCGCAUCGUCACUGUUAACGUCACCCGAUCUUGGCUGUGAAGACAGGCUAUUACAGGUGCCUGAGAUGGAAGGAUAUUGGCCUCAGCCCGACGUCGGUGAGUCAUGCGUUUGGCAACCGCCGCCUCUUCUCGGGCUGGAACGCGGUCUCUCACUCCCUUUGUCGGAUGAACAAGUAGCAAGAGCCAUCCAGGUCGCGCUUGCCGCUCUUUCAGUGAUCUUUGCAAAAGCAGUUAACGCAGAUUUAGCUCGUCUUAAUCCCCUCUUGAUGUAG